UCUAAAGUGCAGCUCUGCCCUUAUCUGAAGCACGUAAGCAAAUGUUUUAACAAAAGGCUGAAAUUUUAAAAUAAAAAUAUUACCCCCUUUUCUUUGAAGGAAAGCCAGGAAGAUUAUAAGACUCAACUGGUUUUAACAGAAAAGAAAUAGUGACUGGAAAAACAUCAGGAAGUGCUCAGCUCAAGAGACUUUAAGGCCUGUUGGUGCAACUUCAAGGGAAGGGGCAAGAUGAAUUCAACCAGUGAUGCCAACAUGGAAGAGAUCUCUCUGGAGGAUGAGGAUAGAGACACCGUGGAAUACAAAGUUCUUAUGGCAUAUGCCCAGCGACGACUCUCCGUGAGUAAAUAUGGGCAACUUCUGAAAAGGGAGGCGAAGACCUUGAAAGGAUCGUCUACAGAGAGAGGGGAAAGGGAAUGUAUGCCUCAGUUCGGUAAGGGUGAGACACACCAAGAACUGUCAGUCCAGGACAAAGGGCCCACUGCCCAACGUAAAAAGCAAAAGAAGAAAAAGUUUAUCUGGCGACGCCUGCUGCUUUCCUGUGCCAGAGGAGAGAGGGAGGAGGGCCCACAGGAGCUAGCCACGAACCAAGACACCGUGAAUGGGUAUGGCUUAAAGAUGCCGAUGGCACUCCAGAUAUCAGAAGGUGAGACACAGGAUUUCCUCCACGUUGCAGACAGACUUGCUAAGAUAGUUAAUGCCAGGUCGCACUCAGCUCCCCAGGGAGUGGGUUUCAGAGCACUAGAGCGCACUCCAAGUCUAGAGGCAGAUGGCAAAUUCCCUCAGCAAGAGGGAGGUGAAAAAGAUGAAGAAGAGAGGAUAAUAGAAACGAUAGUUGCAUUGUUAAGACAAUCAGGGGAUAAACUGGAAGAAACGAUAAAAAAGGACAAAACUUUCUAUCGCUGUGUCACAAAAAUGCUCUCCUAUACCUUCUUCAAGAAACUCACUGAUCAGUAUCUGGAGGAAGUCCCAGGAGAUUCUACCAGGGAGACAGAAGGCAAAAUACAGUGCACUAAAGCUGCCUUUGUGAUGGAAGUUACGACCAGACUUACAGCCGUGGACAACCAUCCUAUGAACAUGGUCCUGGGGUUUGGAAUAAAGUACCUCAAAGAACAUUUUAGCCCUUGGAUUCAGAACCACGGUGGAUGGGAAAAUGCCUUGGGAUUAUUGGACGAGGAAGAAGUAGAAUAAACUUGAGCGGAUUCACUCUCCAGGGCAUGCUGUAGCUUUACAACAAUCCAAUGCCGGAGUGAUUUUGAAAGGGGAGGUAGAAGAGGAGAAUGCUGUGACUUGAAGGUCCCCAAGGGAAGGAAGUUUGAUUACUCUUCUCGAAGCCUUUUCUUAAGGUGGAAAUGUUAAUCAAUGUGUAGGAGAACAAGACUAGCUACUUUUCACAGUGAGCAAACACCUCACUGGCCAUAGAGUGCCACCUUGUGGCUUAUGGCUACCAUGACUUCAGAUUCCUUUUUAAACAUUUUAAUGGAUGUAUCUUCAAAAACCAGUGUGUAAUCCAUGCCAAGAAACACCGAGUAUAAGUGAGCUACAGCUGCAAGGCCAGAUUUUCAUGUGCUCUGAACCCACUGAUGGGGCCAGAUUUUCCCACAGAGCUCAGCAUGUUAAGAGCCGCAAGUGCUUUUCAGAAGCUGGCCCUUAAUGCCAUCAUCUCACCACUUACAAUCAUAUUGGAUCCUGCUCCUGCGGUUUACAGGGCUGUCAACUCUCUCUCCAUCUCCCUAUCCAGGUGGAUCCCAUGAAUGAACGAUCUCAUUGAUUUCAGUAGAAGGGUUUAGGGUUGUAUGGGGGGCGGGGGGACUAGGAGGUGAGGAAGGCUACUCUUGUCAGACUCUUAGCUCUUUACUUUCAUUGUCUUCUCCUCUACAUAGACCAACCACUGACCCCUUUGCAUAGGUAUUUUUAAUUUGGCCUAGCUCUACUAUAUUUUUAAUUAUCUGGAGCCAUAUUGUCCUCCUAAGCAUUAAUUUGGCUAGUAGUCCAGAAAAUACUAGUAGUGGGAAGGCUACAUAAUUCACAGAAUUUAACUUGUCUUUUGAAUAGUAAGGAAAAUUAGCCUGGAGAAAGAGAUGCUUCCGGUUAAAAGGUAGAUUAGAAAAACUUCUGAUGAAACAUUCAGUAACCAGAACUGGAACUUUGACCAUUGAGAAUGAGCAAUACACUUAUGCCUCCUGCCUCCAACCAUUGUAUUGGAGAGAAUAAAUUACAUUGGUGUGUCAUUUAGACUACAACUGCCAGUGAAAUCAUUCCCAAUACUGUUCCUUGAUUUGUAGCCUACGUGGCUGAUACUUUUUUAACUGGAAAGAGAAGGAAUUUGGAACACUAGCAAAAGUUGCAAAAUCCAGGAGUUCUAUGCAUAACUCUCCAUGGGCAAAUGGUUACACUUCAUUAUAAGACUCUACCUUUUUUCUGAGCGGGCCUUGCAUUAUAUUUCCUCAUUCUCCAAUGUAUUCACAAGAGAUGCUGUAAAUGUUGAGUGGAGGAAAGAACAUGCUAACUUCUACACAUCCAAUUAAUCUGAAUUAAAGGCACAGGAAGAGUUUAAAUUCUCCAUUUAAAAUAUGCCAGUCUUUCAGCAAUAACUAGGAAUCAGCAGGGAUCAAGUAUCUUUCUAAUAAAUUAUUUAAAUUAACGUUGGAGAGAUGGUGUGUAACAAACUCUGGCUUUAGCCUCAGCUACACAUGACCUCAAAGUGAGUGGGUGCUUAAUUUGACACAGCUUAAAGGGACCUGUCAGAGGGUUUUGCCAUUUUCUCACAAUCCGUCCCCCCCACCCCUGCCUUUGUGGUAUCUCAUUAGUCACAUCUGAUGAGUUAGGCUAUAGACAUAGAUCACCUAAUAUAUGGUGUAUGCUUGACAACUAUCCACCCAUAUUUCUCUUUCCUUCUAGCUUUCAUUUUUCACUCCCCUCCACCCCCACCCCACACAUUCAAAGGUGUAUUAUACAGAAGAGAUUAGAUUAUGCCUAUCAUGUUGCAGUGUACGUCACCCCUGAUGCUACAUGCUGCGGCACAGCUUGAAUCAUAAGUGUCAAGGAAGAGCCAUGACAGUUUCAAAACAAGAAUCACUAAGCCUGUUACAGGGCUAGUGCCUCAGCUGCCAUGAAUGGGCCAUAUUUGCCCAUAUACACCAGUUGAAGAUCAGGUCCCCCCGUGUUGGACUAUAACAACCCUGCUGUUUCGGACUGCGAGAGGGUGGCCUCUAUUACUCCCAUGUGGUCGGGGGGAUGUUGGUAGUGCAAAGUGAGGUAGUUGCUGUCCUAUUAUGAACUUGAUUCAGGCAAUGAGCUGAUGGGGUUAAAUUCCACACGCAAGCAAGCAUGCACAACUCCAUCGCCAUCAGUGAGGUUAUGCUAGAGCUGUAGUUGGCCUAGUGUGUUUCAGCCAAUCAAAGACCAGUUUGUUAUGAAAUAAGGUGGAUUCUGACUGGGGGAAGCCGUAUUUAUUUUCCCUAGCUUGAAUCACAGUGCACCAUUCAGCAGGAUCCAGACAGUGCUGUUUUUAACAUGCUGCAAAUGGAGUAGCAGUGCUGGAUCCACAGCCCUUGUCUGUUGUGGUGCUGCUAGUGAGUUAAUUGCUCACCAAGAAGGACAGAGAGAGAUGGAAGUUGGCUUGAAUGCAACGGUGAAAAUUAGCAGCUGCUUUUUAUUUUGCUCCGUGUGAGUGGACUGCGCUGAGAGGGAGUUUUCCUCCAGUAGCAGGAGGGGUCAAUGCAGAACCUCAGUCAAGUGAGCUGUUUCUUAUUUAAAUGUUCUUUCAUUUUUCAUACAUCACAGUUACUCUUCAAGUGCAACCUACUUCUGCGGCAGAGCUCAGUCAGAACCCUUGGCCUGAGCUGAUGGCUUUGGUGUGCUGUGGGGGAGCGUGUACACUUGUCCACCACUCUUGUAAUGGCAGUUAAGUGCAUUCAUUGAAAAAUCUCAUUGCUGGGCCAAACACUAGUUAUCCAUGAUGAAUAAAAGAGUGCAAUAAA
Messenger RNA from Malaclemys terrapin pileata, 3980 nucleotides. RefSeq names its product BCL2 like 14 (gene BCL2L14). NCBI's taxonomy places the organism in Eukaryota, Metazoa, Chordata, Testudines, Emydidae. The transcript is spliced from 6 exons. Bases 229 to 1188 code for a protein of 319 amino acids. Gene Ontology annotation, biological process: regulation of apoptotic process. The record is from RefSeq and is a predicted model, not a curated record.